Messenger RNA from Cutaneotrichosporon oleaginosum, 1231 nucleotides. RefSeq lists its product as uncharacterized. NCBI's taxonomy places the organism in Eukaryota, Fungi, Basidiomycota, Tremellomycetes, Trichosporonales, Trichosporonaceae. The record is from RefSeq and is a predicted model, not a curated record.
GGGAAAGAGUAGGUCGACCCGGAGGAUGAAGAGGUGGCCUACUUCUGUGUUGGUGUAAGCAGAGCUAUUUCGUGUCGCGAUAAUUGAUAAUGACACCACCGUUCAUGCCCCCCUCCUGCCCUUGAAAGUAGCUCGGGGCUCGGCUUUGCCAGGGGAUCGGCGACAUGGAUGACGCGCGAGGCUGAGAGAGACAAGGGCGGGCGGGCGAGCGGGCGGAAGGGCGUAGAGCCAGAGGGAAGAGGGAGAGCGGGGGCCGAGGCGCCAUCCGAGUGCAGAGGGGCACAAUGCCCAUACACCGUAUUCCGGACGCCGUCCCUGCCGCCCCCCUGCUGCCCUGCCCGUGCAUGACAUCACCAUCUCUCUCACCCAUCUCUUCACCCAAAUCAUCAGCGGAGAGCGGAUCCUUGUCCUCCGCUUUCACUCUUCACAUCUUUCCCAUCACCCGCAGGCCUCGCCGGUGCCAUCCACCCCUCCGCACCACUCCGCACUACACUACGUUGGCCGCAUGGCCGACGCGGGUUCGGCGCAGCUUUGGAGGCACCCCGGCACCCCGGCACCCCGCACGGGAACCGGGGGCCGGAGGGGCGCACUGGCAAGUACCAGUUGUUUUUGGAACGAGCGCUCAAAGUUUUUGGGUGAGAUUGGGACGAAUAGCCAAUCUACCCAGACUUGAGGCACGCGGCGUGGAUGGAAAGUUGGUGGGAGCGUGGAAGAUGGAAGGUGGAAGAUGGUGCGGCAGUGGACGUGGGGUGCGGCAAUGGUUCCAACGUGUGGGGAAUAGGCACAGAUUUAGACGCAGGUGGUCGAGGUACCAACUAGGUCCGAGCACGAGCACUGGUGCACUGAUGUGGAGAUGGAAAGGGGAUGAGGUAGUGACUGAUGGAAGCGGUGUCGACGAGGAGGUGGAUAUAUAUAUAGGAGAGGGAGAGUGGAUGAAUGCAGAGAGCAAAACUGGUGUUGACGUAGGCCGUUGGCUGGGAAGGUGGGAGCCGUCUGGUGUGUUGUGUGAGAGUGCAAAGUGGAUGAAUGCGUAGGUGGCUGGUCGCUCUAGUGCAAUAGAUGUGUGAGUCGAGUGAGGACGGCGGCUGUUGCGUGCUGCUGGCUGCUAUCUGCUAGUUUGGUAGCUGCCAGCUGCCAGAUGCCAGAUGAUUUUGCUUGGCACGGCUGAAUUUGUAGAAAGUCGAAAGGUGUUGUGGGGUGAAACAAUGAUUCAAUGAAGACUGGGGGGAAC